Molecule: messenger RNA, 3620 nt
Organism: Magallana angulata
Lineage: Eukaryota; Metazoa; Mollusca; Bivalvia; Ostreida; Ostreidae
Exons: 2
Coding region: 99-1817 (572 amino acids)
Biological process (GO): positive regulation of DNA-templated transcription
Cellular component (GO): chromatin; nucleoplasm
Molecular function (GO): zinc ion binding; ubiquitin-protein transferase activity; protein binding
Source: RefSeq, a predicted model, not a curated record
GCAUAAUCCAUAUCAAGGAAGUAAAUUACUAAUCUCGUGAAGUCUCGUUUAAAUCUUGCAUUCCAAUGUCUGUCGUAUGAACUUUGUCCAUUACACAGAUGGCAUUUUCCAAAUCCCAAAUACCAUUCACAGCCCAGCACUAUUUGGUGUGUGGUACUGAAGACUGCGAGAAGAACUGCCAGUUUUACUGCAAUGAUUGUCACCAACAAAUGUGUGAACAAUGCAGAGAUGAACAUCAAAAAAGUCCGGAUACCAAGAACCAUGAAGUGGUCUCUUACCAACAACGCAAAAGACAACUUCCUGAAGUUAAAUGCCAAAUCCAUGUAAACAAAGAUGUAGACAUGCUUUGUGAGCAAUGUGAAGUUCCAGUUUGUUCCAAAUGUGCAAUCAAAGACCAUGUUGGACACACAUUUAUAGAUUUAGAAACAGUGUAUGCAGAAAAAUGUGGAGUUUGUCUGAAUGAAAUUAAUAAAAUUGAAGAGUAUUUCCUCCCAACUUCACAGGAUUUGCUUAAAUCCACAAAAGAAGAUUCUAUUGAAAUAAAGAAGAUCAUGGACAGCAUAAGAGCAUCUAUGAUGGCCGAAGCUGAGUCUCUAAAAAGAAUGGUGGAUACCUUGACAUCAAAUAAUAUAAAACAAGUCAAUGAACAAGAAAAGUCUCUCCUUCAACUGUUAAAUUCCCAAGACAAAAAGUAUAAUGAUUAUAUUUCCUAUCUUAACGAACUUGUCAAAAAGUUCCAUGGCUACCUUUCUUCUAAAAAUCUUCAAAUCCUGAUGGAUGAAAUUACAAAGAAUCUCAAAAUAGACCCCAUACCAGAGACCACCAAACCAGUCCCUCCAGUAUUUAAUGCUGGUCAAUACAGCAAGGAGGAUGUUACCAAACUAUUGGGUAGAGUAACUGCUCCUGACACUAAACCAGAGAACAGAAAAAUAAAACCCAUGGAGACUGCUGUCUCGACACAGUUGAAAUCUACAGAGAAACAUAAUAAACAAGACAGAGAGAAAUCUGCCAUGAAACCAACACUGUUUCUGUCUUCCUCUGUCACCAAGGUCAGGGAGUACACAGUACCAGGUGUUAACAGUUUAUAUCAUUUAUCACUGGGUAAAGCAGACAGACUCUGGGCCAGUGAUCAUAGUGGUAACCUUGUCCAAACAGAUCUACAGGGGAAUCAGCUACAGAAGAUACAAACCAGUGGUGAAUUUCAAGGCUACCACACUGUCACACAGGACGGGGAUCUGAUCUAUACAGACAGAAAGAACAAAGUCAUCAAUAGGAUAACAAUGGAUAAAACAAUCACUGAAUUUAUUAAAACAGUAGACUGGGAACCACUCAGCAUACACUCCUCUCACAUCAAUGGGGACAUACUGGUGGGGAUGAUAAAGAAUGGAGAGGCUAAAGUCACCAGGUACAACAAGGCAGGAGAAGAAAUACAGAACAUACAGAGGGACAACAAAGGACAGAAACUGUAUAGUAAUCCACGCUACAUCACAGAAAACAUCAAUGGUGAUAUCUGUACAUCAGACUUAAGCAAAAAAGUUGUAGUGGUAGUGAAUAAAUCAGGACAACACAGGUUCUCCUACACAGGUCAGGGGUCAAAGAUUAUUCCCUUUGGUAUCUGUACUGAUAUCAUUGGUCACAUCCUGGUGUGUGAUGGUAACAAUAAUAAAGUUGACAUCCUGGAUCAGGACGGUCAGUUCUUGUCGCAGCAAGGGGGGAUUUUUUUUUAUCCCCGUGGUCUGUGUGUGGAUGACAAAAACAAUCUCCAUGUGUUGAAUUGUCAAUUCAACACAGUGAUGGUGUUCAAGUAUCUAAUCUAAAGUGAUCAUUACAUCGGGUCUGAUAAUAUGCAAUAAUAAAAAGAUAUACUUAGAAUAAUUAAUUAACUAGAUUUUGUGGGAAUUUUAAUUUAAUGGUUGUACCUGUAUACUGUAUCAUGACAUGUGGUGAUAACAAACAGUGUUCAAAAUCAAAAGUCCAAAGGAAAAUUACAAAACAGGAGCAGAGCGAACACAGCUCUUAAAAAUUAGAGGUACAUGUAGGAUCAGGUGCAAUGGAGGAGUGAGCAUAUCCUCUGCUGACCGGUCACACCCGCCGUGUGCUCUUUGUCGUAAUCGGGGAAAACGGAACACACGGUACACAGUUAGGUGAUUAAUUAUGGUCUAACAAUUAGUAUGAAAAACAUCAGUCAGCAUGCGACACAGUGGAAGAUUGUAUUUGCUGACAAAGUCGUUGUAUCGACCAUAGAACUUACCAAAAGAUGACUUCAAACGAGACUGUUGAUAGUCCUGUUUUAUUAACUUGUUUGUCAGUAGCUUGCCUCGCCUUAGAAACUGUUCAUACGAAGAACAUGCCCUUGCGUAUCGAAUAAAUUGAGAGACAAAAACACCAUACGCAGGUGAUGUAGGUGUAUUGCUACAUAAGUAAGGAAAGUUGACUAAAGAAAAUUGAAAUCAUCACGUUUAUCAUUAAGUUUUGUUGUUACCAUCAAUGUCCAUUUCCAGUAAAAUAUCCAAAUAUAAAACAGAUGACGCAGACUUUGUGGUAUCGUUUAUUUCAAGUUCACUGGGGUAUAUAUCGAGUCAACGUAGGUAUGAAAGUAAAAUAUGUUAAUCAAUAAUAUGUCGUCGAUAUUCCUGAAUGUUGAGUUGAAGCAUGUAAAUGUUUAAUGAUUUUUAAAAAUGUUUUGUUAAAGUGUUUGUUUCAAGAGAUUUGGUUGAAUAUCAUCAUAGCUCAGUGGUGAAAGUAUCCAGGGCUUCACGGUGAACCGCAAAUCAAGAGUUCGUAUCCGCCUCGGGCUUUUGUUCCUAUUUAUUAAAAUGAAUUUUUGAAAUUAUAUAUAUUUUUUUUAAUCCAAAACUGCUCCUUUUCGCCCAUAUGACUAUUUUACGUCUGAAACAUCAUGUCGUGUAUCAUAAUCAAGUAAUUUUCUGCUGAUUUGAGACACCUUAAUUAAAAUAAAAUAUUCUUGCUUGAUGUGCAUACUGCAAAAAUCUUGUGUUUAGAGACAAAUAUUUACCUUGACCAGUGUCUUUGCCUGUGAUAACACUACGUAUCGAUUUUGUACUAUAAAUACUAAUAACUUCAAAUGACGUAUAAUUGGGGCACCAGCGGGGUUUGCUUUGUCUUCGCUAGCCAAGGGUUUUCGGUCCACUUUGCUCCCCAUAAGGUGAUUUGCUCCCCAUUUGUGGGCAGCAAAGUGGACCGAAAACCCUUGGCUAGCGAAGAUGGGUUUGCUUAUUUAUAUUUAAAUAUUUAAUCUUACAAUGGCUUAAUAUUAUAUAAAUAUAAGUAAUAAGGAAUCAUUCUAAUUUGAAUAUUAUGAGAUGAUAUAUCAUAAAGCCCUUCAGGCUUUUUUAGAUUUGAUCACGCCCUACCAAAAUUAUCACCUCAUAAUACUCAAAGAAUGAUUCCUUAUAUAGUUAUAGCCUUAGUUAUAGUUCUAAAAAAAUUUGAAAUUUUUUUCACCUUUAAUUUUUUAAAUUGCGACAUUAUUUUUAUUAACAUACCGGAUGUAUCAUUUGUAAAAUCUUGUACAUAUGCAUAAAACAAUGUAUGUUUUUUACUUAGAAUAGAAUUUUUGUUCUCCGUAAUUGUGUUUUUUAAUAAAUCAUGUAACAUAG